CGGAGCCGUGGGGGCGGGUUCCCGGGCCCGCUGUCUGCGGCCGGCGGGCAGGCGACUCCUGUCCCGAGUGGAGGCGGCGGAGCCGGAGCCGGGGGAGGGGGCAGCGGCUGUCUGAAGGACCGCGGCGUCGCCCGCAGCUCCUCAUCGACAAUCACACCUGUCGGCGGUGGCACGCACGCUCGCUGUCCCUCUCCGUCGCCCGCCUGCACCCGCCUGGCCGGGCCAUCCGCUCGCCGCCGCAGGCCGGCGCCGCACCUGGGCGCAGGUGGCCGCUGGACCCUGUCCCUUCCGUCUGCACACCUUGGGAUCUGGUCCAGCCCUUGCUGCACCGCACAGGGCCCUCAGGGGCCUCUGAGAUCCCCUCACCACCACCACCACCAUCACCCACAACGAGGAGGUGCCUUCCAGGGCGGCCGCAGCUUGCAGCGCUCCGGUGGUGGAGCGAUCCGAGGUGAGGGGCUGGGCUGGGCAUGUUUAAGCGCACAGCGCUCUCCUGCCCAUCCCCAGCAGCACCCCCACUGCAGGCCAGAGGCGCUUUCCGGAGCUUCCCACACUUCUGGGGAGAAGACUUCUUAGCCAGCUUGAUGUUUAAAAUUCAGCUGGAGCCCUUAAAACUUCGAGCGUGGACGCUGAAUGGGUUUGUAAAGUUUCGAAACAAGGAGACCAGCGCCGGUCCAGUGGCUGUAAUGGGAAAAGACUAUUACAAGAUCCUGGGGAUCCCGUCAGGGGCCAAUGAGGAUGAAAUCAAGAAAGCCUACCGGAAGAUGGCCCUCAAGUACCACCCAGACAAGAACAAAGAGCCCAACGCCGAGGAGAAGUUCAAGGAGAUUGCCGAGGCCUACGAUGUGCUGAGUGACCCCAAGAAGAGGGGCCUCUAUGACCAGUAUGGGGAGGAAGGCCUGAAGACCGGCGGUGGCUCAUCGGGUGGCUCCAGUGGCUCCUUCCAUUACACCUUUCAUGGGGACCCCCAUGCCACCUUUGCUUCCUUCUUUGGUGGCUCCAACCCCUUCGAUAUCUUCUUUGCCAGCAGUCGCUCCACUCGCCCCUUCAGCGGCUUUGACCCCGAUGACAUGGACGUGGAUGAAGACGAGGACCCCUUUGGUGCCUUUGGCCGCUUUGGCUUCAAUGGGCUGAGCAGGGGUCCAAGGCGAGCCCCCGAACCGCUGUACCCUCGGCGCAAGGUGCAGGAUCCCCCGGUGGUGCACGAGCUGCGGGUGUCCCUGGAGGAGAUCUACCAUGGCUCCACCAAGCGCAUGAAGAUCACAAGGCGGCGCCUCAACCCAGACGGGCGAACUGUGCGCACUGAGGACAAGAUCCUGCACAUUGUCAUCAAACGGGGCUGGAAGGAGGGAACCAAGAUCACCUUCCCCAAAGAGGGCGACGCAACCCCAGACAACAUCCCUGCUGACAUUGUCUUCGUUCUCAAAGACAAACCCCAUGCACACUUUCGCAGAGAUGGCACCAAUGUGCUCUACAGUGCCCUGAUUAGCCUCAAAGAGGCGCUGUGUGGCUGCACCGUGAACAUUCCCACCAUUGACGGCCGUGUGAUCCCUCUGCCCUGCAACGACGUCAUCAAGCCAGGCACCGUGAAGAGACUCCGUGGGGAGGGCCUGCCCUUCCCCAAGGUGCCCACCCAGCGGGGAGACCUCAUUGUCGAGUUCAAAGUUCGCUUCCCAGACAGAUUGACACCACAGACCCGACAGAUCCUUAAGCAGCACCUCCCCUGUUCCUAGGCUCUGCCCCAGCCAGCCCAGAGUCUUCCACAGCAAUACCCCCCACUCUCACCCUGCCACAUGCACCUGGCUUGAUGUCCACUGGACACUGGCAACUUUUUCUAAAAUGAAAAAAAAAAAAAAAAACAAGAAAAGAAAAAAAAAAAAGGUUUUUAGGACAAUGUUCCUGUCCCUGACCCCUCUCAGAGCUGGGCUGUCUUGGGGGAGUGGGAGGGAAUUGGGGAGAGCUAGCCCAGGCCUGGGGUCAAUUUUCGUGUCACUUGCUUUGAAUCCAGUUCCCACUCUAGUGGCUGGAGAGAGACCUGAGUGCUACUUGAAGAUGCAGAGGUUCCUCGUCCAUGCCUGUAAAUAGCAUGCCCUCCUCCCCUCUCAGCUUCGCAACUAAUCUGUCCUCCCUCCCUGUCCCGCUUCUUCCCGUUGCGGAAAAGGGAAGCAAGGACUCCGCUUUGCCACCACCGCCUGGUCCCAGGGCCGGUGUCUGAGGUUCCUGCGCUCACACUCUUACAGACACAUGCACACACGCGUGCACACACACACAUACACACGCACACGCACACACAAGCGCUCACUUUGAGCUGUCUGUGCCUCUCAGGGCGGAGAGAGGAAGGGCAGGUCCAGAAACCCCUGAGCUGGGCCACUGAGCACGAGACACUUUUCAUUUGGGGGCAGUGAGGUGAAGGGGGCCCUCAGAGCCGCCCCGUCAGUCCUCCUGCCUCGACCCCACAGAACUGGAAGUUGAGUCCUCAGGAGCCUCCAAGGAGGAGCGAGGGAGGAACCUGCUAAGUGCAGAAGUGGGGGCGGGGGAUGGGGGCCACACCCCAGCCUUCCUCAGGACCGGAAAGGGCUUCAGGGUCAGGUGGCAGCUACACCCCACCAAGAGAUUCAGGGUCACAGGUUUCUCCCCACACCUCUGAACUCAGGGCCUAGCCACCCCCAAACUUCCAAAUCCCAUUUUUGUGCUAUAUGGAGCAAUUCUGACCCUUCGUGGAGGCUGCUGAGGGGGACUGCCAUCCCUCUGAGCCCACGUGAGCCACCCCACUCCCACGGCUGCAGGAAGGUCUAACAGUGGGGAGCCAGGGAGCUGGCUUCAGUGAGGUCCUGGGGUGGGGUCUUUAGGUUUUCUCACUUUGACAAGCCCCUGAAUGUUUUUAUAGUAGUUUUUUGUAUUUUUUUGUAAUGACAGUAUUAUGGAAAAAAUAAUAAAGUAUUUUAAAAAUAAGG
Molecule: messenger RNA, 2954 nt
Organism: Sorex araneus (European shrew)
Lineage: Eukaryota; Metazoa; Chordata; Mammalia; Eulipotyphla; Soricidae
Gene: DNAJB5
Product: DnaJ heat shock protein family (Hsp40) member B5
Exons: 5
Coding region: 471-1733 (420 amino acids)
Biological process (GO): negative regulation of transcription by RNA polymerase II
Cellular component (GO): cytosol
Molecular function (GO): protein-folding chaperone binding
Source: RefSeq, a predicted model, not a curated record